Messenger RNA from Anolis sagrei ordinatus, 1587 nucleotides. Its product is annotated as acrosin-like. Gene Ontology annotation, biological process: proteolysis; acrosome reaction. Lineage: Eukaryota; Metazoa; Chordata; Lepidosauria; Squamata; Anolidae. Gene Ontology annotation, molecular function: serine-type endopeptidase activity. The record is from RefSeq and is a predicted model, not a curated record.
AUGAAGUGGCCGCCUUCUCUCUUUUUGAUCCUCUCCGUGUUUGGAUCCACGCGUGCCCAGGAUGACCGGUGCAAUGGGAUUUGCGGGCGGCGUCCCCUGGCUCCCAGCCACGGCGGUUCGGUGCGGAUCAUCGGCGGCACGGACACCUUGCCAGGAACGUGGCCCUGGAUCGUCAGCAUCCAGACGCCGUCUCACCGGGGCUACACCCACAUCUGUGGAGGGUCCCUCAUCAGCUCACGUUGGGUGAUGACCGCGGCCCAUUGCUUCUUGGACAAAAGGUUCAUGGAGCACUGGAAGCUGGUGAUCGGGGCCACGCAACUCUCCCGGCCCAGCCCCGACAUCCAGGAGCGCACCAUCAAGAACCUGGUGGAGCACCAGCACUACCAGAAGCACAACCACCUCAAUGACAUCGCUCUCCUGGAGCUGAGCCAGCCCAUCAACUGCACCGACUACGUCCAGCUGGCCUGCCUCCCAGACAGCAACGUGGAGGUCCAAAGCUUGACCCACUGCUACAUCAGCGGAUGGGGCGUCACCGACAUCUCCAUCCUAAGCCACAUCCUUCUGCUUUCAGAGCGCCAGACGUCCGACAUCUUGCAGGAGGCCAAGGUCAACCUCAUCCCACUGGAAUUGUGCAACAGCACUUACUGGUACAACAGCAAGAUCCACUUCAACAACCUUUGUGCUGGGUAUCAGCGCGGAGGCAUCGAUACCUGUCAGGGUGACAGCGGUGGUCCCCUGGUGUGCCGGGCUGCGAGGUCGGAGCGCUUCUGGGUGGUUGGCGUCACCAGCUGGGGGGCCGGCUGUGGGCGGGCCCAGCGCCCGGGCGUCUACACCUCAACGCAGCACUUCCUCGAUUGGAUCAAAGCGGGCACCAAGGAGAACCUGAUCCGGCCAGGCGGUCAGGGAGCUGUAAAACCCAAGCCCAGCAUGCCGAGACCUGUGGGGCAACCGUGGUACCAGACAGCAUACCGUCCAACCACGACUGCCGCGACAGGGAACUGGAUGAAUCCAUGGCCCCAGCCAAACCCGACCCCAAGCAGCCCCCCACUGACAUGGAGGGAGCCCACCUUGCCCAAAGACGAGCAGGAGAUCCAGAACUGGCUUCAUGCCCACGCCACCCCAAGGCCGCCUCCUCCGCCCCUGCCCCAGCCCACCUUGGCCAAAGAUGAGCAGGAGAUCCAGAACUGGCUCCAAGCUCAAGCCACCUCCAGGCCCCUACUCCGGCCAACCAUGCGACCUGUGCUGACCAACCCUCCUCCCUGGCCACCUCCGCUGCCUUCUGCCACUCAGGCCCAGUGGGGCACGUCCAGUGGCUGGAACCAGCAGUGGGCCACGCCUCCUCCCCCUCCUCCUCUCCUAACCCAUCCACCACCACGGCCGGCCUACCAGACGUGGGCCCAGCUGGGCUUGACCCGGCCCACCCGGAGGACCACCCGGCACCCUGCCUACUACGGUGGGCAGCAGGGCUACCAGGAUUGGUACCGGCCUCCCCCAGCCACCCUGCCCCCCACAACCCAGCAGUGGGCAUGGGCCCAGCCCACGUGGUCCCAAUACUGGCGUCCCAAAAGGACCAGGUACCCCUAUUAG